This is a messenger RNA of Condylostylus longicornis, 8457 nucleotides long. Its product is annotated as probable serine/threonine-protein kinase DDB_G0282963. Gene Ontology annotation, molecular function: microtubule binding; actin binding. The record is from RefSeq and is a predicted model, not a curated record. Bases 1 to 8241 code for a protein of 2746 amino acids. Lineage: Eukaryota; Metazoa; Arthropoda; Insecta; Diptera; Dolichopodidae. Gene Ontology annotation, cellular component: cytoplasm; actin filament. Gene Ontology annotation, biological process: actin filament polymerization. The transcript has 10 exons.
AUGGAGGAUUAUCUUAAUUCAAGAAAACUAAGAAAACCAAAAAACAAAAACAAUACCGACACUGCUAUUGACACGAUGGAACGAUGUUUAUUAUAUUUCAGAUCGGGUGAGUACAGUUAUAAUCACGUGGAUCGUGUUAGAAUCGAUCAUAAUUCAAUUUAUAAUCGAAAAGGACCUGACAGAGGAUCCGGUUGGCGUCAAAAAUCAAUAUCACAUCUUGAUUUAGCAACAACAUCAUCAACAGUAACAAGAACAUCAUCAAAAAAUCAUUUACAUCCGCAACAUUAUCAUUUGAGACCAAGUCGUUCAUUAGAUUCAUCAAAUAAUUUCGAUUUUCAUGAAUAUUAUCAUAAAAUUGAACCAGAAAAAGAUUAUGAUGAUGAAGAUGAUGAAAUUGAAUAUGAAAAUAAUUUAAAUAAUUCUUGUGAUGAUGAAAAUUUUACCUCACAAAAUUCAUUAUAUUUUAAUAAAUUUGAUUUUGGCAAUGAAUCCUGCAGCUUGAGGCGUACUCGAAGUUUAGCUGUGAUUCGUGAAGAAAAUUUUAAUGAUUUACAAAUAACAUCAUUGAAUCCAAAUUCAAGAAGAUCCCAAUUAAUUCCAAGAGCAAAAUUAGCUACUAAAAAUUUUCGUGAUAGAUCACAUCUACAACACUAUAAUUAUUAUCAACAACAACUACAAGAUCAACAAAAACAACAAAAUAAACAACAUUCGCGACAUAAUCAUCAUCAUCAAAAAAAUCAUCAUCAUCGUAAUUGUCGUGAUAAAAUUGAAUUAACUAUUGCUACUGGAAAAACAGCAGCGACAACAACAACAGAAAUAACAACAGCAGCAACAACAACAGAUAGCGCCGGAAGUGGUAUUGAAACAUCACAAUCAGAAGCUACAACAAUUACUAGUACAACAACAACACAAACAACAAGAGAAUCAGAUGAUUACUACACAAAUUUAAAAUGUCUUGAUUCAUCGUCUUCAGUUAAAAAUUCACCAUCAUUGUGGCCGAACGAUAAAAGUGAUUUAGAAAGUUUAAAUUCUGAUUAUUUUGAAAAUUCUUUACAUCAAAAUACCGGUUGUGUUACAACAGUUAAUUGUAAUAACGAAAAUAAUAAUAAUAAAAGUAAAAGUGAUAAUAAUAACAAUAAUAAUUAUAAUAAUAUUAUUGUUGAUUGUAAUAACAAUAGUAAUAAUAAUAAUAAAGACAAUUGUAAUAAUAAUAAUAAUAACAACAAUAAGAAAAAUAUUGAAAUAAUUAAAAAUUCCCUUGAUAAUAAUAUUAUUGAUGGUUCAACAAAUCAAUUAACUGCAGGAACAGAUUCAUCGAAUACAAAUACUAAUUCAACAUAUACGAAAAGUAAAUCAUCAAGAAGUUCUACAACAAAUAAUUCUUAUCAUCAACAUCAUUUAAAGCAACAUCAUCAUAUUUCAUCGUCAAAUUCAAAAACUUAUUCAAAAAAACGAUUCAAAUCGAAAGAAACAACAUUACAGGGAAGUAAAUUUCAUUUACUUGAAUUACAAAUACAACAAAAUCAACAGCAAGAUAAUUGCCAAAGUAGUAGUAAUUUACCUGAAACAACAACUACAAGUAAUUCGGAUGAUCAAACAGAUAGUAAUACAUCAUUUACUGAUGAAAUACCAAAAAUCGAUAAUAGAAAUUUAGUUGAAGAACAUAAAUCUCUAAAUCAUAAAGAACAGGAACAUCAAACACUAACAAAUUCUGAUAUAAAACAAAAGGAUAUUAAAUCAGAAACAGAUAUAAUUGAAUCUCACGGGAAAUUUUCUGCACAAAUUCAAGUUUCAAAUCAUAAUAAAAAAAAUCAUAAUAUAACAAAUACAACAACAUCAACGAAACUAGUAAAGGAUAACGAUAACAAUAAGAAUUUGCAAAAAGAAGAACAAAUAAAUUUAUCAGAUAAUAACGUAAAUAGUGAUAGCGGUAGUACACUAACAAAAAGUUCUAUAACCGUAAAAAAUUUAAAGGAUACAAAAAAGGACGACCAAAAAAAUAAUAACAGCAAACCGGUUAUAGCAUAUGAUUCAGUAUAUUUAUCAUCAGAAGAUAGUUGCUCCGAGAACAAUAUAAAAGAAGAAAGUUUAGGAAAUUCAAUAGUUGAAAUAAAAGAUAUUUCUGAGGAAGCAUCAAGGAUAUUAAUAGUCGAAAAUACAACAAUAAAGAAACAAGAUAAAGAAGAACAGGAACAAGAAAAAGAAUACCAAACAAAUCAAAUUGAAAAUUUGGAAAAUACCUUAAUUAGGUGGAAGUCAACAGAAAAAUUACCAACUGAGGAAAAUAAACAUUUUACAAGUUUAGAGAAAAAAUCAAGCAAUUCACCAUCAGUUAAAAGUAAUCAAAAUCAAACAAUAAAUUCAAGAACAAUAACAGCAGUCGAAAAGAAAUUAAAACGUCUCUCAGAUUAUGCUACAACAUCAAAACGCGGAACAUUAGAACAUUUAACAUAUAUUUCAACAUCACAGCUAUUACAUUCGAACGAAAUCUGUCCAAAUAUUUCAUUUCGCCCAAAUUUAAUUGAUAAUCAAUAUUAUAGUUUACCAGAUAUUAAUAUUGGACGUAGCCUUAAAGUAUCAGAAUCAAUUGAUGCUAAACUUCGUUCAUCAUACAAUUUAAGUUUAAGUCAAGAGAAACUUAAUCAAAUUCAAAAACAGGGUUGGAGAGGAGGAAGUUUAAUUAAUAAUUUCUAUAAAGAUUAUAAUAGUAAUACAGAAGAUAAUCAAGAUAAAAAUUCAGUUAUUUAUGAUUCAAUAAAACGUUUUGGACAAGCACAUAAAAGAGCCAGACAACGUGAAUAUAAUCCACCAGAAAUUGUAGCAUCACUAAUACCACCACCACCUCCACCACCGCCGCCUCCGCCACCGCCACCACCACCACCACCACCUCCACCACCCCCACCACCAUUACCAACUUCAUCUCCACCACCACUUAAAUUAAAAAAGUUAUCGUCAUCUUCAAAAUUACCAUUUCCAAUAUCAUCAUAUGGUUUGGAAUCGAAUGAUGAUAAUGAAAAUCAAUAUUGUUAUUUAGAUGAUGGAGAAGAAAAAAUUUUAAAAGAAUUAGAUAGCAUAUUACAAAAUGAUAUUGUUGUAGGAGAAAAUUUUUCAUUUUGUGAUAGUAUUGAAAAUCCACGUGAAAUACCUUGCAUUGAAAUACAAGAUUCGACUACAUUAAAUAAAACGAUAAAUGAAAUAGAUUUUAAAGGAUCAAAUAGGGAAUUAAUUAAAAAUAAUAAAAAUCUAUCACAAGAAGAUUCAAAUAUUAAAAUAUCUAGAAAUUUAAAUGAUAAAAAACCAGAUUUUCAUAUUAAUGAAAAAACAAAUAAUUUCCCAGGACAAUUUCGUAUUGUUGUUACUGAUACCCAAAAUAAUAUUAUUGAAGAAGAUUCCAUUGAAAGUUUAUAUGUAAAUGAGGGUAAUUCAAUAAAUGAAAGAACACUUGAUAUCACUGAUUUUAAAUUAGAAAAUAAUCCUAAAGAAACUAUAAACAAAGAAGAAAUUCAAUUAUUAAAAGAGAAUUUGAAAAUCAUUAAACCCAAAUCAAAAUAUCAUUUUAAUGAAAUUCAACAUUUUAAUGAAUUAAAUAAAAAUUUAUCGAAAAGUGAAUCAUCAUUAAUAACACAAUCAUCAUCAAUUACAAUAACACCAACAAAAGAUAUUCAAUCUGAUACAACGACAACAAUAAAAAUUUCAAAUUUAAAACCAAAGAAAAUUAUAAAAUUAACAAAUAUAAAUCGUUCUUUAUCACGUGAUUGCAAUAGUACCACUUAUAAAGAUACAAAAAUUUUUAAAGCUCGACCUAUUAAAAUACUGUCAUCAACAAUCGAUAAUAAUUAUAAUAACAGUAAUAAUAAUAAUAAUAAUAACAGUAGCACAUCUUUUAUUACAAAUCGUUAUCAUCAUCAUCGUCGUCAUCAUCAACAACAUUAUAAUCAACAUCAACAACAUUAUCAUCAUAAUCAAUUUCAUCAGUAUCAACAUCAGCAAGAUAAUCAAAAUAAAGAAGAAAAUUUAUGCGAUAAUUAUAUCCUUCAAAGGAAGAAAAAUUUAAGAAAAGUUCAAAACGACAUAAUGUCACGUCCGCAAAUACUUCAUGUUAUAGAUUCUUCAACAAAAAAACAAUCACCUCAAUAUAAUCAACAACAAUGUCAACAUAAUACAAAUUCAAAUAAUAUUCAAAAACAACAACAGCAAGAACAAUAUACAAGAAAUUAUACGAUAAGUGAUAAUGACAUUUUGACAAUAGGAGCAGAUACGGUUUGUGGCAAUAAUAAUAUUAGUAGCAGUAGUAGUAGUAGUAGUAGUGGUGGUAGUAAUAAUAUUAAAUCUACUACAAAUACAAAUAUUACAAAAUCAAAUGAUUCUGUAAAUUUUUCAUCUUCUACAUCUUCCUCAUUUAUAACUACAAUGGGAGCAAAUUCAAAAAUUAUAGAGAAUAAAAAGAUUCAAUCUGAUGAUAAUAAUAAAAUAAUUGAAAAAGAAUUUUUAAAUAAAGUUGAUUCAGUCAGAGGUUACUGGUCCAAGUUAAUACAAAACAAUCCAGCAACAGCAACGACAUCAAAUGAUGAAAAUGAUAAAAAUAAUAAUGGAAAUGAUAUAAAAGCAACAAUAACAGCAACAACAACUGAAAUAAUGACUCCUUCAUCACAUGAAAAUAUUUAUAUUGAUAAUAAUAAGAAUAAAAAUAACGAUAUAAAAUCAAAAGAAUUCAAUUUAACACAAGAUCUACAACAUAAUUCAAAUUUUGUUGAUAAUACAAAAAAAAAUGAAUUCAAUUUGAAUACAAAAGAGAAACGAAUUCAAACAACAUCAUUGUCAUCAGUAUCAUCAUCAUCAGCAGCAGCAAAGAAAACAGCAAUUCCAACAUCAAUAAAUGAUGAUGAUUUUGUUAAACCAACAAUACAAGUUGUUGAAUUAAAUGGUGAAAAACAAGCAACUCUAGUCAAAGCUCAGAAUAUAGAAAGUUCUGAAUUUGAUCAUGUACGUUAUAAAAUCAUAAAAUCGAAUUUAUUUAAAAAUCGUAUUAUAACACGUAAUAAACGUGAGGCGCAAUUUGAUGGUUUAAUACAAUAUUUACAGGACUACAGUUUUCAAGAGCUCUUGAAUAAUAAUAAUGUUGUUAUUAUUGAGCCGGUAAGAACAAAUGUCGAAAAAAUAUCAAACAACAAUAAUUGCCACAAUGGAAAUGAAAUUUCAAAGACAGUCAAUUGUAAAAUAACUGGUGGAUCGGCAACAAAUAGUCCUGAGAAUAAUAAUAAAAUAUCAACAUCAUCUUCCUCAUCAUCAGUUAUCAAACAUCAUUUUUUUUAUCAUCCUGUACGUGUAAAUCGUGAAUUACUCGAAGAAGAAUUACCAAAUCCGGAUACAGUACGUAAUGUUCGAAAAUUCUUUGAAGAAAAUGUUUUAAAACGUACUGCAUGUAAACCAGCUAUAGGAAUUUCAAUGGAUGAUAAUUUAACAUCAAUAAAAAAUAAUAAAGAACAUUUUUAUAAAACUGAUAUUGUAAAGAGUAAUGAAAACAAAAGUGAUUGUAAUGGAAAUGCUAAUAAAAAUACUGAUACAAUAAUGUCAUUGGCACAACAGCGACAGCAACAACAACAACAACAGUUAAAUGAAAUUCAAUUGAAGAAUAAUAAUAAACAAAAUAUGCGAUGUUUAACAAUUGACACAUCAUAUGGUAACACAAAUAUGGUAGGUAUGAGAAAAUGGGAUUCAGUUAGUUUGUCAAGUGGUAUAUCAAGUGGUGAUUUAUCAUCUCCACCACCAUCAUGUGAUUGCAAUAAUAUAAUCAAUACAAAUAAUCAUGAUAGCAAUAAUAUUAUUAUUAAACAAAAUCAUCAUCAUAAUAGCAAUAAUGCAACAGACAUACAUCAUUAUGUUGGUAAUAAUAACAGUAAAAUUAUUGACAAAAUUAAUAAUCAGCAUCAUCAUCAUCCAUUGUAUAAUAGUAAUAGCAGCAAUUUAAUAUGUGUCGCAGAUAAUGUCGAUGAUAUGGAUGACGAUGAUAUUGAUGAUGAUGAUGAAGAGGAUGAUGAUGAUGAUGACGAUGCAACUGAAUCAUAUUAUGUUAGUGAGGAUGUUCUUGAGAAAAUCAGAGAAUGUGGUUCAACAAUAACAUAUUAUGGUGGAAGAAUAAUGAAUAAUAAAUCACCAGAUUUAAGUCCAACCGCAAAAGCUAUUAUAGAUGAAAUACAUGGCAAAGAAUCAAAAAUAACAUGCAAUGCUUGUCAACCGAAUAAUUGCCCAAAUGAGGAAGAAAUUAAGGAGAAAUUUUAUGCUGCCAAAAAUAUUGGUUUACAAUUCCGUUUGAUUAAAUCGAAUAGUUGUAGCAGUCGUCUUGAAUUAUGUGGUACUGAAAAAGAUAUUCUACAUUAUAAGGAUUAUAAUGAAAAAGAUUCUGAAGAAUUAGGUGUUCGUGAAUUGGUACAACGUUUAGAAACAAAAAAUACACUUAAAAAAUCCAACAAUAAUAAUAAUAAAAUUAAAUCUACUGAAAAAUUUUCCAAAAAUAAUAAUUCUUCAAAUAUAAAUGAAGAGAACUAUAUUCCUUAUCAUCAAUCGAGUUUAUCAAAUUCAAAUUUAACAAUAAAUAGUCAUUUAAUAGAAGAUGGAAUAAAAACCAAAGAUGAAUUACCAAAUAAUAAAAAUGUCACUGUUAACAAUAUAAAAAUUGGUGGUAUACCAACAUUAACAAGUUUUAAAGAGCAAUCGGAACAACGACAACAACUACACCAACACCAACAACAACACAAUAAGCAGAACCAAGAAAAGAACACUUUAAAAAUUAAAUCUGAUUCUUGUAAAAACAAUGAGAAUUUCAAUGAAGUAUUAAGAACAACAUCAACAACAACAACAACAACAAUGUCUAUUUUAGAAAAGGAUACAAGAGAAUUGAAUGAUAACAUUGAAAAGGAUAUUUUAAAACAAGAAGAAAACGAUAACGAUGAUAGCUUUCUUACUUACGAUGAUAAAAUGCAAUUAAAUAAAAUUUCUCGUAAUAAAAAUGUUGAUUUAGCAUUCAAUUUGACAGCUAAACGAAAGAAUGUUAGUAAUUCGAGUUGUAUUACAUCACAACGGUCAAAUAUAGUUACUGAAAAUAAUAACGAUAUUAUGGAAAGAGAAAAUUUAACAUCAAAAUUAAACAUUUCAACAUCUACAAAUUUAAAAAAUAAUCAAAAAUUAAGUAGAACAAAUGUAAAUGAAAACACUGAAGCACAUCAUUAUGAAGAAUACAACAAAGAUUUUCAACAAUAUCGUAAUUCAAAUGAAAAUUCUAACAACCACAAUUUACAAAAUUCAGACAAUACAAAUGGAAUAGAAGUAUUAAAAAAUCAAAUGACCAAAAAAUCUAAAAUUAAUUCAAAUAUUUUGGAAAAUAAUCAUAAUCAUAAACAGGAUGUUGUAAUAGUAAAAGAUGAAACUAAAACUAUAAAUAUAAAAAAUAAUAAAAUGCUCAAUGGUAUAGAAAAUUCGAAGCAAACAAAUGGAAAUGAAAUAUUUUCAAUGAAUAUGAAUAAAAUAAAUCGGUCAUCCCAUGAUAAAAUUGUUAAUAAUAAUAACAAUAAUAAUGAAAAAUCAAAUAAUUCAAAACAAACCACUGUUAUGGUUUCAUCUAACAAAGAUAUUAACGUUCCGGUAACUAAAAUCGAUAAAAGUAAUAAUAAAAUAAUAAAAAAUGAAGAAGAACAAGAAAUAAAAUACCACCAUCAACAGCAACAGCAACAACAACAGUAUCAUUUAAAUGAUAAGAAAAUAAAUUAUAAGGAUAAUGAUAUGAAUAUUAAUAAAAAAUUAUCAAAUGAAAAAUUUAUUUCAGCUGAAAAAGGACAUUCUAUUUCAAAUAGUAUUAAAAAUACAAAUUUAGAAAAAAGAAUUUCUGAUCCAAUUAUAACAUCAUCAGCAACAACAACAAAUAUUAUAAUACCAGAAAAUUGUAAUCGUACAGUUAGUCGUCGUUCAUCAUAUUCAGAGAGUGCAUUUAGUGUUGAUAGUUGUAAUUCAGCACCAACAAUAGCUAGCGAUAGCACUUCAAUUAUUAAACAUUAUGUUGCAAAUGAUAAAACAUUAAUUGAAAAACGAAAACAAGAUGAUAUUGAAUUUGAAUCAUUUGAAGUUUAUGAUCCAGCUAAAGUUUAUGAUAUCGUUAAGGAUAUACAUGAUGAAAAUAAUAAAAAUUAUGAAAAAUUUCGUGAUAGAAAUGAUGGAUGGACAUAUGUUUGUGUAGAUGAACGGCUAUAAAAUAAAAAUUAAUUGCAAAAAUUUAUACUUUAAUAAUUAUUAUAUAAAAAAAUUAAAUUUAAUUAUACUAUUGAAAAAUAAUAAAAAAUAAGUGUUGUAAACUGCUUAAAGUAUUAUUAAAACCAAUUAUACUUAACAUAUUAAAUAUUUAAUAUUAAUUAAUUAUAUUAUUAUUAAAAAAUUCCUUGUUUUGUGUUUUUUUUUUUUUGUAAAUGU